AUGAAGACAGCAAGUAAGAGGCUUAUAGCACUAGCGCUUUAUGCAUUUAAUCCCACGGUUGUGCUACUUCUUGGAGUGUUUGUGUUUUCGUACAUGGUACCGAAGAGUCUGCCGGAGUCAUCGCUGAAGAUUAUUGAGUACAAGGCAUAUGGAAGAUCGCAGGCAGUGUUUUUUGAGCCGAAGAUAGACUUGUCUUCUCAGUUCCACUUCAACCUGAAGCAGAUCUUUGUAUAUGUAAGGGCUGUGUAUGGAGGAAGAAGCGACAGAGCAGAGAUUAUUUGGAGCAGGAUUAUUGAGAGGAGUAGUGCAAAGAAGGAGCUAACGCAGGUGUUUAGAAGUACGUAUGACGUGGUGGGCAAUCUGACGAAUGAUCCUACGUUUGAAUUGCGUGGAUGCUACAUUCCGUAUGUUGGGAUGGUGGAGGACCUACUUUUCUGCAAGACAGAGGUCAAGAUAUAG
Messenger RNA from Ordospora pajunii, 459 nucleotides. Its product is annotated as putative peptidase. The transcript has a single exon. The record is from RefSeq and is a predicted model, not a curated record. The coding region runs from base 1 to 459 and encodes 152 amino acids. Gene Ontology annotation, cellular component: signal peptidase complex; membrane. Lineage: Eukaryota; Fungi; Microsporidia; Ordosporidae.